Molecule: messenger RNA, 5039 nt
Organism: Cygnus atratus (black swan)
Lineage: Eukaryota; Metazoa; Chordata; Aves; Anseriformes; Anatidae
Product: tyrosine 3-monooxygenase-like
Exons: 12
Coding region: 1-1422 (473 amino acids)
Biological process (GO): dopamine biosynthetic process from tyrosine
Cellular component (GO): perikaryon; cytoplasm; axon
Molecular function (GO): tyrosine 3-monooxygenase activity; iron ion binding
Source: RefSeq, a predicted model, not a curated record
AUGAAGACUGACUUUGGGGUGAUCUCAGGCCAAAGGGAAGAGGCCAGCAAGGACAAGGUGAUGCGCAGCAUACAAUCCUUGAACAGGCAAGGCAGCCUUGACUCCAACAAGGAGGAUGGUGGAGCCACUCUCAUCCUGACCCUCACCCUCUGCAAUGUGAGGAAGACUGAGUUCUCCAGGGCAGCCAAAGUCUUUGAGUCUUUUGACAAGCCUCAUCAUAUCAACAUCUGGCUCUUGCAGAUGUUUGAAACUCAGAUCCAUCACUUCGAAACCAGGCAAGCUAAAAAGCCCAAGAACUCUGCUGAUGAUCUUGACAUUUUUGUUGAAUGUGAAGUUCAUAGUGCUGAUGCUAAUAUCAUUAUCACAUCCUUAAAGAGAGCAGCAGAGGAUGUGAAAACUGGCAGAGAAGACAAAGUGCCCUGGUUUCCCAGAAAAAUCCAAGAUCUGGACAAGUGUCACCAUCUGAUCACCACAUAUGAUCCUAGUUUGGAGCAUUGUCACCCUGGAUACACUGACCUGGAGUACAGGAAACGGAGGGCAUUCUUUGCUGACCUUGCCUAUAAUUACAGAGCAGGGGACCCGUUGCCUCGCAUUGAGUACACAGCACAGGAGACUGCAACUUGGAGAGAAGUCUACAGGAAGCUGAGCAGCCUCUACCCUACUCAUGCUUGCACACAAUACCUAGAUGCUUUCCAGCAGCUGGAGAAAUACUGUGGCUACCAAGAGGACAACAUACCUCAACUUCAGGAUGUCUCCAGAUUUUUAAAAGACAGAACAGGUUUCCAGCUGAGACCAGCAGCAGGGCUGCUGUCUGCUCGUGACUUCCUUGCCAGCCUGGCAUUCCGUGUCUUCCAGUGCACACAGUAUAUAAGACAUUUCUCUUCUCCUAUGCAUUCCCCAGAACCAGACUGCUGCCAUGAGUUGCUGGGUCAUGUUCCCAUGCUAGCCAAUAAGGAGUUUGCCCAGUUCUCACAGGAUAUUGGACUGGCUUCUCUUGGAUCAUCUGAAACAGAGAUUGAGAAACUAGCCACACUUUAUUGGUUUACUGUGGAGUUUGGUCUCUGCAAGCAAAAUGGAUCCAUCAGAGCUUAUGGGGCAGGACUGCUUUCAUCUUAUGGGGAGCUUAUGUACGCUUUAUCAAACAAGCCAGAGUACAAGCCUUUUGAUCCAGAAGUGACUGCAGUUCACCCAUAUCAGGAUCAAGCCUUCCAGCCUGUCUAUUUCAUAGCAGAAAAUUUUGAAGAUGCCAAGGCCAAGCUCCAAAACUACUCAAUGAAGAUCAAGAAGCCCUUUUCUUUGCACUACGAUCCAUUCACCAGCAGCGUAGAAGUUCUGAACACACCACAGAAAGUCAAGAGGGUACUCAGUCAAAUGAAAGAGGACCUGAAAAAUCUCUGCCUGGCCCUUGAAAAUCUCUCUUAAAACUGCAGCAGUACAUCUCACCUGGAACUGAUAUAUAUGUAGACAGUUGCAGCACUUGAAGAUUUAGUGAUGAAGUUGUAGAUGCAUGCAAACAUGCAGCUGCAUGCAUCUUUAACCCACAAACAGCUCUGUCAAGCUAAUCUUUUCACUCUAAUUUAGGCUGCUGACUUAGCCACAUUAAUGCAUUCCUACUGAGUAUAUUUCAAUGACAAAAAAUCUCAAAUUACUCCAAUUUUUGGUAGGUGAUAUAAGCUGCAGCUGUUUGGUGUGUACUUAUCUGUUAUUAUUGGUCCUUUACAGUUUUUUUGUUUACCUGCUGCCUUUUGAAGUUAUUGGUCACAAAAUACCACAGUAACUCUUCUGUCACAAAGUUUUUUACUUCUUGCUUAAAUGACAAGAUCACAAUCUUUAAGGCUGGCCAGCUGCCUACAGUCCUUGCAGCUAGCUCAUUUCUGCUAGCAAUUACUAUCAGCUAUUGUGUUCACAAACUAUGAAUGAUUCCUUUACAAUGUACAAAUGCAAGAGUUUGUAAGAGGGACCUUUUACUUCAGCUUGCUAUUCAUUUUUUAGACAGUCUUCUUUUUCAGUAGCCUUCAAAUGUGGCAAAAUAUUUUCCUGUCAUAUUUGAGAACACAGAAUAUGUAUUCUUGGAUUAAAAAAAAAAAGGCAAAAAGGGCAGAAAAUCUGAUGUCUGUGAUGCUGUGGCUCUGCGGCAUACCUGCUUGAUUUGAAAAAAGAAUUUUGGAUUCUGGAGAGAGAAAAGGUGAAUGUAUUGAAAUAUUUUCAAAGAAGCCUAUAAGAAAUAGAGUCCCAUUGAUAUAGAUGUAGAUGUAGAUCAUGUGAUGUAGAUAGUCCUAAACACAUUUAAAGAUUUUUGUUUUUCAUUGGCAUUAUGAUGACUUUUAGUAAUAACCAAAAAUCCAAGUAUAUUUAAUAUUGAUGGAGCAAAUCCUAAGAUCAAGCACAAGUACCCAUAUAGCCUUGCUAUGGAUACAAUACCAGUCACGUAAUCCAACUCAUCUUGCUUCCUGCUCUAGUCCCUUUCUCAGAUAUGCCUGAAAUUUAUCUCCACACUGUAGGUAAUGUUUUACAGAAACAAUCCUUUAAUUGCCUUUUCCAGACUUUCACGCUCAUUUAGAAUCCUUCCUUCCUCCACUAUCUACAAAUAGAAACUAGUCUGGGAAAAGAAAAGGAGGCUCAUGCCUGGAAGGAUUCCCUCUCUGCUUAGCAGCAGCACAAACAGACAACAUUGAAGCAAGCUGUGGGUAUGACAUAAGCAGGGGCAAUGUGGAUCUCAUGGCUGAAGUUGGGUGACAGUAAUCCACAGAUGUCAGUGUAGAUUUAUCCUGUGCAGCUAAGAAACCCUACUCGUAUUUUCAAAAGUGUAUUUAGGAUAAGGCAGAGAGCAAGCUUGCAGCUUGUCCACUGCUAUCCACUAACUGCCAGCAUACGUGGCCUGAACUCUGAUGUAAAUGUGAGGUGGUUUGGCUCUUGAUGGAAAAGGAGUCAUCAACUCUGCCUUAACUGGUCACUGUGGGAUAAGAGCAUGUACACAGAAAGUCACAACAGAGCAAUUUGCAUGCUGUUAUUUCAUACAGAGCUUAUCUCACUGUAAUUUGUACAUGUGCCAGGCUCUAAAGAAACUGUCUUAUUGGAAGUUAAUGGGAUUUUGUUUCUUAAAUCUUCAUGUCCAUAAGCACUUCAGAAAAUUCUCCCAUGGGCACUAAUAGAGUAUUCAAGAUCUGGGGAGCUGCUGCAAUGGCUCCAUUUUAUUAAAAUGUGGUGAUGCCUGACAAAUUUGGAACUAUCUUGGCAAAAUAGCUAUGAGACCCUUUUCUCUCAGCAGCAAAAACAUCCUGAGCUCUUUCUUUUUCAUUGAAAUACAGGAUUUUUCUGUUUUACUUCAGGAAAAAUUUUGCAUAUUGUAAAACCUGUUUUGCUAGAGAUUCAGACAGGAACAGAGCUGAAGUGAGUCCUUUUGCUGCCAGGGUAUUUCUGCUGUGAUGGAUGAUGAUCUCUCAACAUACUUUUAUGGAUUUAAUUCUACUUAUCCCACUUAUACACACACACAAAUACUGUUUCUCUUCAGAGCAAUUUGUUUUGUUACAUAUUGUAAUAAUUUAUCUGUGUACUUCCUGCCAAAUGGUACAUAGGCAAAAAUGCUUGAUAGCUCACAACAGAUUGUUUUCAGAAAUAUUAUUUUCAUCAACCAGUUAUUUUACACUGAAAAUUGAACCAUGUGCUCCAGUUUUGUGUGUUUUCUUUUUCUUUCUUUUUAAGUGGAAGAUAAUGCCAGAGCGGAAGAGCUAUCAAAAUAUUUUCUAUAGAUGGAUUCUGUAGGCCAUAGGGUCUUUUUCAUGUAUUCCCUCUGAAAUGGUUGAAUGUGGAGUUUAUACUUGAGUUUGGCUAUUGCUCAGAACAGACCUAUAUUUGGAAGAAAUGAGAGACCUGAUGGAUUUGUUUUGCCCAAGGCCUCACACUUUCCUUGGAGGGACUCCAGGCCCGCCCACGCACCCUUGUCUUUUCCAGUUCCUGUAGCAAUGAGAGAAAAAGAAACCAUUUGGAGCCAGAUUCUCCAACCAUUACACAUGCUGAGUAGUACCUGAUCUCUUGAAUAAUCCCAGUGACAGUACUGAGCCUAUUAAGGUGCUGUAUACAGAAAGUCAGAGCAGGAUUAUCAAAACCUCUGUGGGUGUACUUGCUUUUUUAUUGUCUUAAUGAUAUUCGGUCUGCAUACAUGGCUAGGGUAGGCUCCAGUACAGCUUAGCAAAGCUUCAAAAGUAAUGAAUUUCACUACUUGAACUGUUAAGAGCCAGACAUAUUUUUCCAAAGGAGGCAAAUCUUUCCUUUCUUACUCAAGCAAACCUUACCCCUGGAUAGUUAUGACUGACACUCCUCUUUAAUGAGGUCCAAAUUCUUCUCUUCUUAAUCAGUGAUAUUACAAAGCAAAAGACUACAGGGUUACAUCUUUAUGAGGUACACUGGUCAGGCUGCUCUUCCAAAAGCCAUUCUUUCAUUUCCUCACAGAAGCCAAGAAGUACCUCAUACUCUUGUUGGUCUAAGACAUGGGUGAUGGGAAGGCACUGAUCGGGCCUCCCAAUGAAAAUAAAGGCACAAAGGAAAAAGCACCAACCAGUAAAAAUAUGUCUUUUUGUCAGUUUGCAUUUCAGCAGUUUCACAUUAAUCUUGCACAAGAAGGCUCCAAAGCCAAGUAAAACACAUCCUGUGACUUGAAACUGAACUGAUGAACUCCCCAUGGGUCCUUUGCUUAUCCCGAUAAACUUAUUUUUCCUAGAUGGAGUGCAUUUAGAGCAAAAUAGUGUAUGUUAUUAAAUCUGUAUUGUGUUGUUCUGUUAUACAUGGGAGAGUUAGUAAAUUCGGUUCGUGGGUUUGGGUUUGUUUUGUUUUUUGGCUAACCAAGUCUGUCCUCUACCAAUUUUGGUCCACCCUCAAGCCUCCAGCUGCUUCCCUGCUUCCCUGCAGAUUUACUAGGGAUGCCAAGGGUACCACUGCGUAAGGAGAAUACAUAGUUAUGCAAUUUGGGGAAUUUGGCAGGACAGGAAGAGGAAAUUUAGGCAGGCCUCCCACCCACUCCCAUGAGAAACAGUAUUGUGUUA